Messenger RNA from Symbiodinium pilosum, 468 nucleotides. Lineage: Eukaryota; Dinophyceae; Suessiales; Symbiodiniaceae. The record is from the annotation of a GenBank genome assembly.
AUGGCAGCGGCAAGGCGGCGAGGUGUCAUGAAAAAGGAUGACCUUCUGGAAGCCAUGGAGGAGGCUGCCACCGAUGUGCCCGACUCGCCUCAGCGUCCAGAGCUGCCUGGAGCCCUGAGUGCCGUAGCGGCAGCCGCUGAGGCUGAGGGAGCCUUGGGUGCGCAGGCUGCCGCAAAGCCUGAGGCAGGGCCAACCACACAGCCAGCGGCCCCGAAGAAGCAAGGCAUUCCCUACGAAGUUGUGUAUGAUGCCGUCUGGGUUCGGCGGGAGCCAAACUCGAAAGGUGACCGGCUGACAAAGCGCGUGAAGGGAGAUCGCCUGCGCAUCUUCGGUUUCGAUGACACGCAGAACUGGGGUCGAGUCCAAGUCAAAGUACGUGAAGGCGAAGUAGAAGGAUGGGUCAUGCUUCAGCACGACGAACUCGGAGAUUUGAUCAGGACCUGCGAAGAUGAAGAGAUGGGCCCUUGA